UCUCUCUUCCACUCUUUCUCUUCUCUCUCUUUCUCUCUCGAGCUCUCUCUCAAUUAUCGAACCCUAAUUCUAAUACCAUUAUAUAUAGAUAUUUUUUCUUAGCCCUAGAAUAGUAGAACUGGAGCUUUAGCCCUAAUUGGGCUCGGAUAUCGAGGUUUUUAUCCGAAGGUUGUUUGGAGGCUUCAGUAUCGAGGAUAAUAAAUAAUAGUUGCAGAUCCAAUACAUUUCCAAUGACUGAUCAUCGGAAUGGUAAUGGCCAGCCUUCUAAUGGAAAGGCCAGUGGAGCAGGAAAUAGUUAUUCAAUUGAUCUAGAUAAAUUUACUGUGCGAUUGAAGUCUCUGUACGCUCAUUGGAAUGAGAAAAAAGUUGAUAUGUGGAGCUCCUCCGAUGCCCUUGCUAUUGCAACACCACCUCCUUCAGAUGAUCUGCGGUACCUCAAGUCCUCAGCAUUGAACAUCUGGCUGCUGGGUUACGAGUUCCCGGAGACAAUAAUGGUUUUCUCAAAGAAACAAAUCCAUUUUUUGUGUAGCCAGAAGAAGGCCUCUCUACUUGAAGUUGUUAAGAGAUCUGCCAGUGAGGCUGUGGGUGUAGAUGUUGUGAUGCAUGUGAAGGCGAAGGGUGAUGAUGGAAGUACACUAAUGGAUGCUAUAUUCAGUGCCAUCCAUGCUCAAUCAAAAAUGGAUGGCCAUGAGAUCCCUGUGGUUGGGUAUAUUGCAAGAGAGACUCCUGAAGGAAAACUUUUGGAGAUGUGGGCAGAGAAAUUAAAGAAUGCAGAUUUCCAGCUUGGUGAUAUAACCAGUGGAUUGUCUGAUUUGUUUGCUGUAAAGGACAAGGAUGAGAUCAUGUGUGUCAAGAAAGCUGCUUACUUGUCUGCUCAUGUGAUGAAGAAAAUUGUAGUACCAAAGCUCGAGAAUGUAAUUGAUGAGGAAAAGAAAGUCACCCAUUCCUCAUUGAUGGAUGAGACCGAGAAGGCCGUACUGGAACCCACUAAAGCUGGUGUGAAGCUGAAGGCAGAGAAUGUUGAUAUUUGCUACCCUCCAAUUUUUCAGAGCGGAGGGGAAUUUGAUCUCAGACCUAGUGCUGCCAGCAAUGAUGAGUUGUUGUACUAUGACUCUGCCAGUGUAAUCAUAUGUGCCAUUGGAUCCCGAUAUAACAGUUACUGCUCGAAUGUUGCAAGAACUUUCUUGAUUGAUGCCACCCCCAUUCAGAGCAAGGGUUAUGAGGUUCUUCUUAAGGCCCAUGAAGCUGCCAUCAGUGCCUUGAAGCCUGGGAACAGGGUUAGUGCUGCAUAUCAAGCAGCCCUUUCUGUGGUUGAGGCAGAUGCUCCUGAAUUAGUUGCAAAUUUGACAAAAUCUGCUGGGACUGGAAUUGGUCUUGAAUUUCGUGAGUCGGGGCUAAAUCUUAAUGCCAAAAAUGACCGGGUGGUGAAAACAGGCAUGGUCUUUAAUGUGUCUCUUGGUUUUCAGAACUUGCAGGCCCAAACCAAGAACACAAAGAACCAGAACUUUUCCCUGCUUCUUGCUGAUACAGUUGUUGUCACUGAUGAAAAGACAGAGGUGGCGACUUUAGCUAGCUCUAAAGCCGUUAAGGAUGUGGCCUACUCUUUCAAUGAGGACGAGGAAGAAGAAGAAAAGCCAAAAGGUAAAUCUGAGGCCAAUGGCACUGAUGCCUUCAUGUCAAAGACAACACUCAGGUCAGAUAAUCAUGAAAUCUCAAAGGAGGAACUCCGAAGGCAGCAUCAGGCAGAACUUGCACGUCAGAAAAAUGAAGAAACUGCCCGACGGCUUGCUGGUGGUGGAGCUGGGACUGGGGACAAUCGUGCUGCUGUUAAGACUUCGGCAGAUGUGGUCGCCUAUAAGAAUGUGAAUGAUCUCCCUCCUCCAAGAGAUUUGAUGAUUCAAGUUGACCAGAAGAAUGAAGCUGUUCUUUUGCCUAUUUAUGGAAGUAUGGUCCCUUUUCAUGUGGCUACCAUAAGGACAAUUAGUAGCCAGCAGGAUACCAACCGAAAUUGUUAUAUCAGAAUAAUCUUUAAUGUCCCCGGGACCCCUUUCACUCCUCACGACGCAAAUUCAUUGAAAUUCCCAGGGUCAAUAUAUCUGAAAGAGGUUUCAUUCCGCUCCAAGGACCCAAGGCACAGUAGCGAAGUGGUACAGCAGAUCAAAACACUUAGACGGCAUUUUGUGUCCAGGGAAUCUGAGAGAGCAGAGAGAGCAACAUUGGUUACUCAGGAGAAACUUCAACUAGCCGGUAACAGAUUUAAGCCAAUUCGGUUACAUGACCUUUGGAUUCGUCCUGUUUUUGGUGGCCGUGGAAGGAAGAUGCCUGGUACACUUGAAGCUCAUGUGAAUGGAUUACGUUUUUCAACCACUAGGCAAGAGGAGCGUGUGGAUGUUAUGUAUGCGAACAUCAAACAUGCAUUUUUCCAGCCUGCCGAGAAUGAGAUGAUCACUCUCCUUCAUUUCCAUUUGCACAACCACAUAAUGGUGGGGAACAAGAAAACCAAGGAUGUACAGUUUUAUGUUGAGGUGAUGGAUGUGGUCCAGACCUUGGGAGGUGGAAAGAGAUCUGCUUACGACCCUGACGAGAUCGAAGAAGAGCAACGGGAGAGGGACAGGAAGAAUAAAAUUAACAUGAAUUUUCAAAGCUUUGUGAAUCGGGUGAAUGAUCUUUGGGGGCAGCCGCAAUUUAAUGGGCUCGAUCUUGAGUUUGAUCAGCCUCUGAGAGAGCUUGGCUUCCAUGGUGUGCCCUAUAAAUCCUCGGCAUUUAUUGUCCCAAGUUCUACCUGCCUUGUUGAACUUAUAGAGACUCCUUUUCUUGUGGUCAGUCUAAGCGAGAUUGAGAUUGUGAAUCUGGAGAGAGUUGGCCUUGGACAGAAGAACUUUGACUUGACCGUUGUAUUCAAGGAUUUUAAGCGGGAUGUUCUUCGGAUUGAUUCCAUUCCUUCCACAUCGCUUGAUGGAAUUAAGGAGUGGCUUGACACAACAGACAUCAAGUAUUAUGAGAGCAGGCUGAAUCUACAGUGGCGUCAGAUACUGAAGACAAUCACUGAUGACCCUCAGAGUUUCAUAGACGAAGGGGGUUGGGAAUUUUUGAAUUUGGAAGCUACUGAUUCAGAAUCUGAGCUAUCUGAGGAAUCAGACAAGGGUUAUGAGCCAUCAGAUGUAGAGCCUGAAUCAGAGUCUGAGGAUGACGUUUCUGACAGUGAGUCGCUGGUGGAGUCCGAUGAAGAGGAGGAGGAGGAUUCAGAAGAAGACUCGGAGGAAGAGAAAGGGAAGACGUGGGAAGAAUUGGAGAGGGAGGCAAGCAAUGCAGACAAAGAGAAAGGGGUUGAUUCGGACAGCGAGGAGGACAGGAAGAGAAGGAAGACAAAGGCGUUUGGAAAGUCUCGAGCUGGCCCUAGUAGCAAUAUCCCCAAGAGGGCCAAGUUGAGAUAAGAUGUGAUAGGGAAUCUUGUUUCUUAGUCAUUAUCUUUUUGUGGUUUAACCUCCAGCAGCUGCCAUUGCUGCAAAAAUGCAGUUUUCUGAGACUAGCUUGGAAUUUUUAUUGCUUACUAGUUCAUUUUGAGAAUUUCUUUGUUAUUGGCACUAAGUAGCUUAUCUAGAUAACAAGAUAUUUUCUUGUAAAUUGGUUUCAUCUCUUUGUUAGGAGUAAAAUUCUCUCCUUUGGUUGUGUU
This is a messenger RNA of Corylus avellana, 3673 nucleotides long. RefSeq names its product global transcription factor C (gene SPT16). Gene Ontology annotation, molecular function: nucleosome binding. Gene Ontology annotation, cellular component: FACT complex. Gene Ontology annotation, biological process: transcription elongation by RNA polymerase II. The record is from RefSeq and is a predicted model, not a curated record. Lineage: Eukaryota; Viridiplantae; Streptophyta; Magnoliopsida; Fagales; Betulaceae.